AUGCAUCACUCUAAGAACUCUUAUCAUCUGGAACGUGGACUCAGGAGAAGUCUUGAUCAAGAAAUGAUCGAAGGAGUCGGUCAAGAAGUUACGAUCGAAGGAGUAGAUCAAGAAGUUAUGAUCGAAGAAGUCAGUCAAGAAGUCAGUCAAGAAGGUAUGAUCGAAGGAGUAGAGAUAGUAGUUCUAGAAGUUAUGAUUGAAGAAGUAGAGAUAGGCAUUCAAGAAGUCAUGAUCGAAGAAAUCAGUCAAGAAGUUAUGAUCGAAGUAGAGAUAAUAGAAAUAGUCGAAAAAGUAGUCGUGACAGAAGAGAACGAUCAAGAAUUUAUGAUAGUGAAAGCAGUGAUAAAUGGUCCAAACCAAAUAAAUACAGCAUUUAUAAUCAUUAUAGCAAAAAUAAAAAACAUUCAAAAGCUAUUUCAGGAAUUUAUUAAACAGAACCUGGAAUUAGAUAAUACAAGCCCAUUUAUAGAUGAUAAAGACCAAAGCCAGGAUUUAUUAAGUCAAAAUCAUUCAAGAGUUCAAGGUCAAUCAAGCCAAAGUCGAUCAAAAACCAAACAGCCCAGUCAAAAUUAUUCAAGAUCACUAAAACAAUCGAACCAAAGUUAUUCGCAAGUUCAAGAUCGAUAUGGGCAAAAUAAUUUAGAAGUUCAAGAUCAAAGUUUUCAGGAUAUCAGACUUAAAUAUUUACACGUUACUGAUCUCCCAAAUGAUCUUAAAUCUGCAUUAAGAAUACAAGACGAAGAUAUAAAAAUUACCGAAGGAGUAGGAGAUCCAGUAAUUAUGUUUUUUAAAGAUCAAGAUCUUUUGCCAAUUACAAAUAACAACUUAUACCAUUCAUCUGAGAAUUCCGAAACUGAUGAGGAAAAUCCUUCUGAAAAAACGAAAGAUUAUUGUAAAGGAUUUGAAAUGAAACGAGCUCGAACUUAUGAUACUGAUUAUUAUGAAAAAGAACAAUCAAAACCAUUCCAAGCACCAGAUUGGACGAUUAAUGGAUAUAGAGGAUCAUUGAGAACAGCUAUACAAAAUGCUUGCUGUGAGCAGCCUUCACAAAUUUCAGAUUGCGAAGAUACUAAUGCCGAUUAUUAG
Racocetra fulgida is the source of this 1086-nucleotide messenger RNA. The record is from the annotation of a GenBank genome assembly. NCBI's taxonomy places the organism in Eukaryota, Fungi, Glomeromycota, Glomeromycetes, Diversisporales, Gigasporaceae.